Messenger RNA from Liolophura sinensis, 1383 nucleotides. Its product is annotated as potassium voltage-gated channel subfamily F member 1-like. Gene Ontology annotation, biological process: protein homooligomerization; action potential; potassium ion transmembrane transport. The coding region runs from base 1 to 1383 and encodes 460 amino acids. The transcript is spliced from 2 exons. Gene Ontology annotation, molecular function: voltage-gated potassium channel activity. Gene Ontology annotation, cellular component: voltage-gated potassium channel complex; membrane. Lineage: Eukaryota; Metazoa; Mollusca; Polyplacophora; Chitonida; Chitonidae. The record is from RefSeq and is a predicted model, not a curated record.
AUGGAUUCUGAAAUUGUGAAAGUCAGCGUGAAUGGUCGGCGCUAUGAGGUACCAAAGUCUUUGAUAGAUAGACCGCUGAAACAGGCGAAGACUGGUGGUAAGAAUUAUCGGCAGUUGGAUGACGGUCAUUAUUACUUCGCACGCCAUGUUGGAUGUUUUGAAGCGGCUUUGGAUUACCUGAAUCUUCGCGAGCUCCACAUGCCGCAGGAUGUUUGCCCCUCGGUGUUCAUUCGAGAGAUGGAGUUUUGGGGGGUGGAUGUUAACGAGAUGAAAAACUGCUGUAAGAUGAGGAUGGACAUAUUCCUGGAGGAAGUGAAGAUAUUGGACAGUAUGAAUAAGGAAGAGACGCCCUCAACAAUCAACAAAGGCACCUGGCGGGGAUUCUUUCACGAGUCCCUAGAAGAACCACACUACAGUGUCUUUGGACAGAUAUACUUCUGGUUGUCCAUGGUGUUCGUCUUGCUGGCGGUGAUAGCGCUCUGUGCUGAGACCAUGCCUCAGUUUCGACAUAAGCUCUCCAAGGAAGAAUGGAAAGAAUUCCUGGGCGACAAAUUCCACAGUUACGAAAACCUUGUCGAAGAGAAAUUAGGUUUGAGUAAAUCGCAGGAAGAAGAUGACUUUAAUACCACGGCCAACUUCUCAGUAUCACGAAAACCUCAUCAAGGUAAACUGCCUCCACAUUUAGGGGGACCUAUGCCAAGUAUACACCUUUUGUCUCUUGCUUGUGGUAUUUUCUUCUCGGUUGACCUCCUGUUUCGAUUUGGCGUUUACGUCAACAGACGAAGAUUUCUAUCUUCGCCUCUCAAUUUAAUCGACACAGUGGCAGUAAUUGCAUUCUUUUCCAGAGUCGUCCUUGUGGCUAUUUUCCCAGAGUUGAAGUACACGUCAUCUUAUAUGGACUUUAUCUCAGCCAUCAGUACGGUACGGGUGUUUAGAGUGUUUCGUCUGGUCGGACAGUGCAGCGGACUUCGAGUGUUCCUAUUCUCGCUUAGGGCAGGAUUUCGUGAGAUUUGGCUUCUGGUUCUGCUACUCGGCAUUGGGGUACUAAUGUUCUCAAGUCUGUUUUACUUCUGCGAACGCCCAACCGAGAAUAUAGAGAGUAUCCCAGCAGCGUUUUGGUGGGCUAUCAUUACCAUGACGACAGUAGGAUAUGGGGACACUGUACCCCGGUCUCUCCUUGGAAAGAUAUUGGGGUCGGUUUGCGCUAUAAGCGGGGUCAUCGUCAUGGCUGUGACCGUCCCGAUCUUUGCCAGCAAGUUUGCCUUGUAUUACCACCGCGUUGGCCGUUGUCGGAGUGUUACUGGGAAUCAGUACAAACCCUUCAGAAGGUACUCCAGUUUUGUCAAACCCAUGCCGGAAUACGGUUCUCAAAAGGACUCCUAA